Salvelinus fontinalis (brook trout) is the source of this 1032-nucleotide messenger RNA. Its product is annotated as WW domain-containing oxidoreductase-like. Bases 342 to 941 code for a protein of 199 amino acids. The transcript has 6 exons. The record is from RefSeq and is a predicted model, not a curated record. Gene Ontology annotation, biological process: positive regulation of transcription by RNA polymerase II; hippo signaling. NCBI's taxonomy places the organism in Eukaryota, Metazoa, Chordata, Actinopteri, Salmoniformes, Salmonidae. Gene Ontology annotation, cellular component: cytoplasm; nucleus. Gene Ontology annotation, molecular function: protein binding; transcription coactivator activity.
CCUAAAAUGUAUGAUACACGUGGUCAUUUAUGGUAUGCAUACAUUAUUCAUUGUACAAAUUAUAUUAGUGUUGCCAUUUUUGUAACUGUAAUGUUACAGUAUCUUAUUUGAACUGAGGAACGGAAUGACUUUACUCCUGCAUGACUUCAUUACCCAAACAACACUUCGCAGACAUAAGACUCAUCACCGUAUUAUUGCGGAAGUGUUGAGGCAGGAUUAUAACUAUAGCUCAGUGGAUUAUAAUCACAGAGUUUCUGAUUUCGAUUUUCACAGCUCCGUCGCUUCUGCAAAAUAUAGAUGGUCAUUUUGCUAUAUCUCUGAAUUCUAAAGAAACACGGGAUAUGGCAGCUUUAAAGUAUGCUGGUAUGGACGAUACAGACAGCGAGGAUGAGCUGCCCCCAGGAUGGGAAGAGAGAUCUACGAAGGAUGGAUGGGUUUACUAUGCGAAUCAUGAGGAAAUGAAGACUCAGUGGGAUCAUCCCAAAACAGGGAAGAAGAGACGCUGUGCUGGAGAUCUACCGUAUGGAUGGGAGCAGGAGAUGGAUGACAAAGGACAAAUCUUCUAUGUGGAUCACAUUAACAAGAGGAAGACCUACUUUGACCCGCGGCAGGCGUUCACUGUGGAGGACGUGCUGGUGAAGCCCAAGCGUUACGAUGGGAAUACUGCAGCCCUGGAGAUCCUGCAGGGUCGUGACCUCUCAGACAGGGUGGUCCUCAUCACCGGGGGAAACUCUGGCAUCGGUUUUGAGACAGCCAAGUCGUUUGCCCUCCAUGGGGCCCAUGUGAUCCUGGCCUGUAGGAAUCUCUCCAAGGCCAUCAAGGCUGUCAGCCUCAUACAGCAGGAGUGGCACAAGGCCAGGUUGGAGGCCAUGAUGUUGGACCUGGCCUCUCUCCGCAGUGUCAGAGAGUUCGCUGACUCCUUCAAGACCAAGAAACUGUAAGUAACCUGCUAUGUCUGUUUAUUCCUAUGAGCUAUUACUGUAGCAAUAUGAACUGCCCCAGGGUUCCACUAAAACACUCUCCGUAGUCGAU